This is a messenger RNA of Penicillium cinerascens, 1587 nucleotides long. Its product is annotated as copper fist DNA-binding domain-containing protein. Bases 70 to 1587 code for a protein of 505 amino acids. Gene Ontology annotation, biological process: positive regulation of transcription by RNA polymerase II; intracellular copper ion homeostasis; intracellular iron ion homeostasis. Gene Ontology annotation, molecular function: copper ion binding; DNA-binding transcription factor activity, RNA polymerase II-specific; RNA polymerase II cis-regulatory region sequence-specific DNA binding. Lineage: Eukaryota; Fungi; Ascomycota; Eurotiomycetes; Eurotiales; Aspergillaceae. The transcript is spliced from 3 exons. Gene Ontology annotation, cellular component: nucleus. The record is from RefSeq and is a predicted model, not a curated record.
UCUUUCUACACACCUCCAUUUUACCAACCCGCGAUUCAUCGCAUGUGUCCCUCUCAGUAACCACACGCGAUGCUUAUCGAUGGUGAGAAGUGGGCUUGUGAAGCUUGCGUCCGGGGUCACCGGGUCAGCAGCUGUCACCACAGCGACCGCCCUUUGACCCACAUCAAUAAAAAAGGCCGCCCAGUCUCUCAAUGUACUCACUGCCGCGGCCUACGCAAGUCUCGAACGACCCACGUCAAAUGCGACUGCGGCGACAAGAAAAAGAAAUCCGACGACUGCCAUGGUGACAAGCGAGAUCCGAAAGACUCUCUCCACCGUUGUGGCUGCAGUCAUGGCCAGCGCUGUACUUGUGCGCUGAAGAAGGAACACCUGGAUCCCGUUCCUGAGACCGGUCUGCCUUUGGCUCAGCCGUCGAUUCCUGCUGAACAUCCGCGGAAACCCCAUCUUACUUCGACCAAGUCCGAGUCGAUGUUGACCAUUUUCCGCGACGGUCACCACAAACCCGCCCACAAGCAUAAUGACAUGGCCCACAAGUGCGGGUUGCCCUACACAAUCCCACGAUCACAUACCAUUCACCACCCCUCCGACGUGCCCCGCCGCUCCGUCGACCACCUCCCUUUGACGUCUGCAUUUGUCCAGGAACCUCGUAGCCUCAUGGACUCGUGUCCUCAGUCGCAGCAGACCUCGCAAGAGAGCUCACCCGACAGUGCGUCUGUUGCGUGUGCUGACGACGUGCACACCUCCACUUCUCUUGACCCAUCCUUCUUGGACCAAUUUGCGGCGCAUACUCUCCCGCCCUCCGCAAUGGAUAAGAAACCGACGGACGGUUCCUCGAACCCGACGUCGGCCCCCGCCACCAUGGACAAGUUCCCCCUGGAGCAAAUCAUUACUAGCGUGCCCCCUCUCGAUGUCUCGUCCUAUACUUCCUUCCCGGCUACAUCGUCCAACUCGCCGAUAACAUGCAUGGCCUUCCAAGACCAGUACCAAGAAAACUACUUCGCGUCCCCCGAUUCCGAUGUGCCUCUUGGGUCUGCCGGUAUGGGUGCACCGUCGGUCGAUUGGUCGAGCUUCCCGUUGUACUCGGACGUUCCCGCGUCCACCAGCACGCAAACUCCGUCAUACGCCAGUUUCGACUACAACUCGUACCCCUCAGGCCUGCCACCCCCGUCGUCCUCCGGCGACAUCUCCGAGGCUGACGAGUUUGGUCCCCUGCCGGGUUUGGGACACACUGGUAGCAACGACCAUCACGAUCUCCACAGUGUGAGCGAAGCUUCCGACAUGGACCAGCUCCGCGCCAGUUCCGCCUCCUCACUGGUCGGUCUGCCUCAGACGCAGCUGCUUUCAUCGAAUGACCUCGAGUCGAUCAACAUCGAUGACUUCCUCAAAUCCGCCAAUGAGUCCACGGCCGCGCUCGAGCAUCAACUGCAAGCCAGCAUGGGGGUCGAAUCGAAACCGGUCCCUGCGCAGGACAUGUACUCCAUGUCCCAGUCACAGGACUCGGUGCCCAUCUGGCCGGCGGGCCUUUUCGACUCUGCCUCCACUCCACCCAUGGACGAGAACUACUUUCACCAGCCGUGGGCACAAUAG